CGGAGUGACAUGCCUGCCCUGGUUGCCACAAAGGGCCAAAUCACGAAGAGUGCAGACCGGAAGCGAGCCCUCUCCCGACAACUGAGGAGGCUGCAUCGAGAAAUCGAGAAAGCGGAAGAAGAAUUGAGGAAGAUUUCCAGUUCCUUCGCAGAGAAGAGAAGUAGAAUAGGUCGACCCGUAAAGACUAAUAUUAAUAAAUGUUGCUCAAAAGAAAAUAGAGUGCUAGAGAUGAAAAGAUUGGAAGUAAAUGAGCUUGUUGAUGAAAUUCUGGAAAUGUACGAGUAUGUCUGGGAAGGAAUGUGUGGCAGAUCUCUCCAGUCUCUUGACUUUUCUGGGGCUAUGACUGCGGAGGAACACAGAAAGAUUCAUCGCAUGAGCGACUUGAAAAAUGUACUCCCAUUGGUGCCGCAUGACAUUAUGUUAAGUGAAGUGCUUAAGCUGAUGGAAGAAUACAGGAAACUCAUGCUGGAUCAUCAUGAACUUUCCACGCUCAAGCAAGGACUACGUCUACAAAAUUCUGAACUUCUGGUCUUACUGAAAUGUUAUCAUGCACACAGGAACUCAUCAUAGAAAACUAUUACAUGCCUUGGACACAGUGGCCAAUCAAGAAUUUUCAGUCUGAAAAAAUCUGGGGCCAUGACAUUUGUGAAUAGUCACGAAGUCUCAUUUUUCACCUGAGUAGAUGAAAAUG
Uloborus diversus is the source of this 691-nucleotide messenger RNA. RefSeq lists its product as uncharacterized. The coding region runs from base 10 to 570 and encodes 186 amino acids. The transcript is spliced from 4 exons. NCBI's taxonomy places the organism in Eukaryota, Metazoa, Arthropoda, Arachnida, Araneae, Uloboridae. The record is from RefSeq and is a predicted model, not a curated record.